AGAGCUUUUUAUAAUGUAUAUGAAUAUCAAUGUUAAAAAAACAUUUUUUCCAAUAGUUCCAAAAGUUGUUUGUUUUUUGAAGUGUCCUAUUUGUCUAGGGUACUAAUAUAAAUCGGCAUUGGUUUGGAGCGAGUGGGUCACAUGACAUAGAAACAUUAAUAGAAAUGUUUUUUUGUUGCUUCCGUAAUCAACAAAACAUAUAAUUGGACUCAAAUUCUCCUCCAGUUUCACUUCAUUCUUGUCAUUUCAACUUUUUUUUCCCCCUCAACAUUUUGAUCUUAUUCCCCACAUGCAAAAUGGGGGAAACAAUCUUACUCAUCUCUUCUUUUCUUUAUAUGUAUAUAUAAAUAAACAAAUACACUGUCACUUCAGUUGCCUCAAGGCAGUGGGGAAGUCCUCCAGAAGGUCACAGAAAACCUGUGCCUUCUUCCCUUCGAUCAGCCCUGAAGAUUUGAAGUGCAACCCAAAUUCGUUCAGGGAUACACAACAAAGUCUAGGGGCCUCAGACUAGGUGACGUUUAAACGCACAUGUGGGACUAAAGGGAUGAGAACCUCCGUCAGGUAGACGCCCUCUCGGUGAGGAGGAAGCGGAGGAAGGGCCAGCAGCUCUCCGAGCCCCCUGCUGUUCCCUCCUCGGCGUCUUGCCGUAAACUGGAAGCAAACGUCUGAACUCCAUCUGCGGCUGCACCAUGGCUCGACCAUGCGAACUCCGCAGACGUGUAACGCCCGGGAAAUAAGCACGUCCGAGCACGCGCCGAUCCAGCGAACCGAGGCAAGUUUGUCCGAGGGAACGGCUCUGAAUGUUCGACGGACGCGACGCUUUCCUUUAAAAAAAAAUAAAAAUAAAAAUGGACUAGCUGACGUCAGACACGCCAGGUUUGAAAAUGACCUCGCUAGCUAACUGUCGUUAGCGAACUUUCGACGCAACAUCGCCGGCUUAUUUCUGAGAAACUAGUAAGGCACAUUUAACGACGACGACGACGACAUCAUUCGUGACGUCGUUCCCAUCAUGUCGAGCUCGCUGGCGCGUCGUGGUUCAAUGACCCCGUGUGACCAGUCGCACUAACAGCUGACCGACCUGCCGGUGACCGUCUGCAGGCGAGGUGCGCCUCCCGUCGCCGCUGCCAUGGAGGUGGGCAGCCUCCCCGUGGAGCUGUGGAGGGUCAUCCUCGCAUACCUGCCGCUCGCGGACCUGGGUCGCUGCUGCCAGGUGUGCCGCGCCUGGCGGGAGCUCGUCCUCUCCCUGGACAACACCCGCUGGAGGCAGCUGUGCCUGCGCUGCCCCGAGUGCCGUCACCCCAACUGGCCCAGUCAGCCCCACACGGAGCCCCCGUCCUGGAGGGAGGCCCUGAAGCAGCACGCCCUGGCCAGCCGCACCUGGGCUCAGAACGGGCCGGAGCUCCAGUCUUCGGCCUGCCUCCUCUUCUUCCGACGUCGCAAAGACCGCAGGGUUUGGCACGUUGGGCCCGGGUGCGAGUUCGAAACCCUACGCGGGGCCCUCGCGGUGGCGGGCCCAUACGACCGCGUGGUGCUCCAUCCAGGGGUGUACGAGGAGCAGGCUGAGUUGGCGCUGAAGGUGCCCGUGGAGUUGGUUGGGCUGGGCCGAUUGGGCGAGGUGGCCCUCCUGGUGUGUAUUGAGCAGCAGUGCCCCACGGCCCGGCUGUGCAAUCUGGUGUUCAUGCCACCUUGGUUCUCCACCGUCGUUUACAAGACAUCUUGGGGUCAUGUCCAGCUAGAUAACUGCAACUUCGAGGGGGCUCAGUUGCAAAUCCGCGGCCCAGGGACCUGCCAGGCUCGCUUCUGUUCCUUCUCACAGGGCAGCUCUGCCCACUUGCUGGGCGUUGUGCUCAGUUUGUUGGACAGCUGCGACUUCUCAGGAAGUGACACAGCUUCAGUGAGUGUGGAAGGUCCUCCAGUGUCGGAGAGGAACUGGGCGUGUAAACACUUGGCUGCUCUGGCCAGGACGUUCCCGUCUUGCGGCAUGUCCGGGAAUAGCUCACCGAGAGGCCCUCCGGCUGGCUCCGCUGGUGGGCCUCAACCUGCAAGGAAUAAUGUCAAAAAGGAGUAUGUGAGCAUAGAGGACUGGCAGAGGAGUACUGGGGUAGAUGUCGUGUGUCAAGGCACGGUGAUUGAAGAUGACUGGAGUGAUGGUGACCACAGCGAGGGAGAGGAGGAAAGCCGAGAUGGGGAAAAAACCAACAACACAAAAAAAAAAACAAUUACAUUGGAUUAUAAAAUCACAUGUGACAAUCAUGGCCUAUCCCAUUUGCUCAAGCCCCAUGCAGAUGGCUCUCUGCCACUGGCCUCCUCUCCGGACCCCCUACCUGUGACCCCUGAACCCCUCAAUCUUCAGCAGGAACUAGACAGGGACCCAGAGGCCCAGAUGUUGGCAGCGUCCACCCUCGGCUGCAUUCUCAAACGCUGCCUCUUCAGGGAAGGGAAGGGUGGCGUGCAUUUGUCCAACUAUGGACAAGCUCGGCUGGAAGGCAAUGUUUUCCGUGGGCUGAACUAUGCUGUCCGCUGCAUCCAGAACUCAACAAUAGUGAUGCUGAGAAACGAGGUAUGCGAGUGCCGUGCAUCAGGCGUGUUCCUUCGUCUCUCGGCUCAGGGCCUCAUCGCCGAAAACAACAUCCACUCAAAUGGAGAGGCAGGGCUGGACAUCCGAAAAGGGGCGAACCCCAUAAUUUUGUGCAACAAAAUACAUAGUGGUUUGCGUUCUGGGGUUGUUGUCCUUGGCAAGGGAAAAGGUUCAAUUCGGAGCAAUCAGAUCUAUAACAACAAGGAAGCAGGCGUGUAUAUUCUCUUCAGCGGAAAUCCUGUAGUCAGUGGGAAUCACAUCUUUCAGGGCCAGGCCGCCGGGAUUGCUAUAAAUGAGAAUGGCAGGGGGAUAAUAAAAGAGAAUGUGAUCAAAGAAAACCAGUGGGGGGGUGUGGACAUCCGAAGAGGAGGUGACCCCAUCUUGAGGAACAACUACAUCUGUUAUGGCUUCUCAGAUGGCGUGGUAGUGGGAGAGAGGGGACGCGGACUCAUUGAGGGAAACCAUGUCUACUGUAACAAAGGCUGUGGUGUGUGGGUUAUGUCGUCCAGCCUCCCGCAACUCCUGGGAAACUACAUCACUCAUAACUGCAUGUAUGGGCUGGCAGUGUUCUGCAGGAAAGACCCGGAGAACCUUGACGGCAGGGAGGGGAACUGGCCAGGGCAGGAAGGGAUGGGUGGAGAAGGAGGGAGCGGGGAAAGGAGAGGAGUAGAAGGAGAGGGAAGAGAAGGGCAGGAGAACCUCAACGAAGAGGGGGAAUUGUUUGCGUGGGAGAGUGAUCUGGACAGUGAGGAUGAGCGUCACUCUGCCCGUCGCUCCAUCAGUGUGGCCCUUGUGGAGGGCAACUGCAUGAGCCACAAUGGAGCGGUUGGCCUGUAUGUGAAGAGCAGUGAGCCCCUGAAUGUUUUUGCGAACCUUGUAAACAAUAACCGUGGCACUGGAGUCGCUGUGCUGCAGAGCGGUCAGCUGACCCGACUGGUUACAAACUGUAUUCUCGAAAAUGGCCGUGCUGGUGUUACAGUGGAGAAAGACUGUCGGGUGGAACUCCGCGGUAACGGCAUCUAUGAAAACAAUGGCCACGGUGUCAGUUUCAGUGGCAACGGGCAGAUUGUGGAGAACGACGUGGUCGGAAACCGUGGAUAUGGGAUCCAGGUGUCGGGCAGUGCUGACAUCAAGGUUCUGCGAAACCGUGUUCAACCAGCACAGGCCUGUGGCAUUGCUGUGGUAGGACCAGUAAAAGGUGUUGUCCAUGACAAUCUCUUGUUCCAGGGCCAUCCUGGCAACAAAAAAACACUCCUACAAAUGGAUCCUGGCAAUGAGAGCUGUGUAUUGCGCAACAACAGUAUUCUAAGGCAUAAUAACAGCUGUACAUCUGAUCCUCCCUGGGUUUUGGAAAACCCUCCUCCUCGUCCACUGGCCAGCUCCCCCUCUGGCCUCUCCUCAUCCCAGUAUCCUUCCCGACUUGGAAUUUCCAUGACAACCAGGAUCAGCGCCACCGUGGAGAGUGGUUGCCACAGUGGAAGCAUGUUCUGCUCCAUCCUUUGAAUACUGGCAAGCGCUCACUGUUGAGUAUAUGAAUGACUUUACUAAGACAUCACUAAUGGUCAGUUUGAACUGGUGUGUUACUAUAUAUUUGGAGCACUCUAAUCUUCCUCAGGAAAGACCCUCCAAAAUGAUGCUCUAUUGUUGAGGUGGGGUAACCACAAGGAAGUAAGAGGCUGCACCACACAUAACCACUUAGGGACCAUCUACCUAGGGUGGCACCACAUUUUGUACAUCUGAAACAAGACUUUUGUAACUUCACGACAAAGUUACAUAAGUACAAGACUUUCAAGCAUUGUCACCACCCUAUAUCUUUUAACAACCAUUUGCAUACUAAAGCUUUAACUUGUUCCGUGUUCUCUUUAUCAGGCAGAUUUCAUAUUCAUGUACAGGACUGCUGUAAACUUUGUUAGUUUUGUCAGUUUGCUUCUGAGACUUACUGGUUAGGAUGUGCACAUGUAUAAGUCCUAGCAGGGGUCAGAGGCAUCAGAGAUGCCAGAUUCAACCAUCCUACAAAGUAAAGCUGUGCCUUGUUUGACUUCUUUAUCAAUCAGUGAUUGUAGCUAGGGAAGGCGUUGUCGUAGUGUAAGGUGUAUAUGCAAAAAAAGAAAAGCAAAGCCAAACUUCAGCUUCUGCCUCUUACAGAGCUGUUCUAUUUCCUGGUGAGUCUGUUUUUGUAUCAUUUCCAUGUUUUUAAAAUGCUAUAAAUUAAGCUUUGACUCUGGAAGUUUUUAUUCCAGAUAUAUCAAAAUGCUGCAACGUGACGAGCAACCCCUUAGACUCACCUGGUAAUAGGGAGUUACAGAAGGAAAAAUGUGUUCAGUGUGCAAUAUGUGAUGUUUACAAAUGUGCCUACGUUUUAUCCGUCGAAGCUAGAUGUUUUCUGUCAUCUAGAAUUUGUUUAAAUCUCGGUACUCUUGAUUUUUUGUAUCAAGCACAAGAAGCAUUAACUGACAAUAUCAUGUAUAAUUCAAAGAUCCCCCUUUUAUUUGUCUACAAAACGCAUUAAUAAACAGAUCUUCUCUCUUUA
Messenger RNA from Scophthalmus maximus (turbot), 5108 nucleotides. RefSeq names its product F-box protein 10 (gene fbxo10). Gene Ontology annotation, molecular function: protein binding. The transcript has 11 exons. NCBI's taxonomy places the organism in Eukaryota, Metazoa, Chordata, Actinopteri, Pleuronectiformes, Scophthalmidae. Gene Ontology annotation, biological process: regulation of apoptotic process; protein ubiquitination; ubiquitin-dependent protein catabolic process. The record is from RefSeq and is a predicted model, not a curated record. Bases 1127 to 4081 code for a protein of 984 amino acids.